This is a messenger RNA of Dicrocoelium dendriticum, 360 nucleotides long. The record is from the annotation of a GenBank genome assembly. Lineage: Eukaryota; Metazoa; Platyhelminthes; Trematoda; Plagiorchiida; Dicrocoeliidae.
AUGGAUGCGCACUACAAAAAUGAAGCUGCUUCGGAUGUCGUAUCUAAAUCUACCCUGAUCGACGCCGAAUUGCAGGUUCAUUGGUUUGUUGGUUGGUGGAGAGCAGAAGAAAGUUCAUUUGUCUGCUCCGUCAUUUCCCGAUCGUCGCUGGGAUCAUUGCGGAACAAGGUUCUGCAGAAGACCGCUGUGGUUUUAUUGCGGGCAGCAAAAUCCCUGCGCAAUCAAAGUGUGGAAAUCCCACAGUCGUUUGAAACAUUCCUGUCUCCGCAUCGACAACAGCCUCCGGCAGGCUGUUCCAGUCAUUUACUACCCGGGUGGAUAGGGCCAGAUCGGACCGCACACGGUGUCGCCCCGUUUUGA